AUGCUUGACCCACCGGCCAAGAGGGCCAAAGUCGACAGCGAGUCGAAGACGGAACUAGCGCUGGGGUCUGCGCCCGGCCUAAGCGAGUCACCACCGUCACUGAUACCUUCCCGUCGACUGGUGUUGCAGCCACGAGAGGACUUCGCAACAGCACAGGCGCAAGCGCUGCACAAGAAGGUAUACGAGGAGACGACCAUGCCUCCAGUGGUGUCAGUCCAGAAAUACAGUGAGUGCUGGACCCUCGAUAAAGCGAUGAGAUUCAGCAACCAAACGAAGGUCGGUAUUGACCUUGCCACGUCCAACCAGGAUGGUAAAAAGUAUAUCCUGAAGUUCGCCUCUUAUGAGGCAACCUCAGCGGAGCCUUUUGAUAAGGUCAGGAUGUCUGAACUUGUCAGGGAAAUGCUGGUCAAUAAAUUCGUGCUCGAGAAGAUCGGGUGCCAGUACUUCGCUCGUGUGGAGCCAGCAGCCUUUGUGCUCCCCUGUGGUCUCUACAUGCAGAUGGAGUACUGCCAGUACCAAGACCUUAGGGAGCUCUCUGACACCGAUAUGUCCGCAACUGAGCGACUUAGGCUGAUCUCAGAAGCCGCACGGGGCCUCGAUCAGCUACACACGCUAGGCCUGGUGCACUUCGACGUGAAGCUAACCAACAUCGGAGUGAGCCAGGACGCGAGUGGCAGAAAGAGGGCUAAGCUUAUCGACCUGGGAUCCACCAAGGUAGUUGGAGCACAGGCCAGGCCGGACGACGUUCUUUCUGGGGACACAUCCACAUACCGUUGUCCGGAGCUGUGGGUGUUGCGAAAACACCCCUUGCUUCCCGAGAGCCAAGAGUAUAGCGUCGGGCCGGAAGUGGACAUGUGGGCCCUGGGCUUCAGCAUGGUGCGCCUUCUCUUCAAUGCUUACAAUGGCCCGUGGGCUCAUGCGAAUGCUGAAGAUCCGGACUAUUCCAAGUUCAUCACGACGAACCGUGUGGGUCCAGAUGCAGUGGGUAGAAUUGAGCGUCCGCCAUGGCUCGAAUUCACUCACCAUCAAUUCCAAAAGGGAAUAUCGCGGUUUGUCAAUUUUCUGGCAUACAACUUGCUGCGCGUUGAUCGCCACUCUCGAAUGUCUGCCAAGACCGUUGCUGAUGAAAUAGACAAGCAUCUCGGUAAUGGCGGCCAGUAA
Messenger RNA from Sycon ciliatum, 1161 nucleotides. RefSeq lists its product as uncharacterized. Lineage: Eukaryota; Metazoa; Porifera; Calcarea; Leucosolenida; Sycettidae. The record is from RefSeq and is a predicted model, not a curated record. Gene Ontology annotation, molecular function: protein serine/threonine kinase activity; ATP binding. The transcript has a single exon. Gene Ontology annotation, biological process: peptidyl-serine phosphorylation; peptidyl-threonine phosphorylation. Bases 1 to 1161 code for a protein of 386 amino acids.